This is a messenger RNA of Cyphomyrmex costatus, 650 nucleotides long. It is a transcript of the gene Sec8, whose product is annotated as exocyst complex component secretory 8. The coding region runs from base 159 to 650 and encodes 163 amino acids. Gene Ontology annotation, biological process: chemical synaptic transmission; exocytosis; Golgi to plasma membrane transport. Lineage: Eukaryota; Metazoa; Arthropoda; Insecta; Hymenoptera; Formicidae. The record is from RefSeq and is a predicted model, not a curated record. The transcript is spliced from 5 exons. Gene Ontology annotation, cellular component: synapse; growth cone membrane; exocyst.
UACAUUUUGUAUACAAUAAUUAAAUCUGACACGAUUUAAUUAUAAUAAUCAAUAGGAGGGGACUUGCUAAAAAAGUUGCAAUAAAAAAAUUGUUUUAUCUUUAUAUUCAAAAUAUAUUAAAAAUCUUGUAAUUUAAGUAUACUGCUCACAAUUAUAAAAUGAGUAUAACACCUCCCAUCAAACCACCGCGAGGGAUCAAACCAACAAAAGAAACGAGUGGUUUGCUGAUGUCAGUGAUCCGUACUUUAUCAGCGAGCGAAACAAACGAACAACGUGAGAUUGAGAAAGGCAGGUUGGAAAAGGAAUACAAACGAAGUGAUCAACGACUAGAAGACUUGGUUUCGAAGCAUGAUCAGGAUCUCAUGGAAGUUAUGCAGAUAUUCAGUGCACUAUCUGAAAAAGUUACAUCAGCGCGAGAAAAGAUUCAUGCAGUAAAGGAGAAUCUGAAUGCCUGCAAACAAUUAUUGAGAUGUAAACGAGAAGAGUUAUUGAAUUUGUGGCUGGAAGGAAUAGAACAUAAGCAAGUCUUACAUCUUCUAAAAGAUGUGUCUUCAGAUUCAUAUGGACGUAUAAUGAUAACAGGUUUAACCGAGCCUGAAUUAUUAUCAUCCAAUGCAUCACAUGAUACUUUAACAGAUCAACAAUCAUAA